AUGAUCCUCUUGUCGUAUCUCCUCACUUAUCUCCUCUGUGCUCUCACCUGCAGUGCCAGAGCUAUACAUAAUGGCAGAUCCCUAGUUCCCAGAGCAGGAUCUCUCGAAAAAGUCACUGACUUCGGUGACAACCCUAGCAAUGUUGGGAUGUACAUCUACGUGCCCACAAACCUAGCUCCCAAUCCUGCAAUAAUAGUUGCAAUCCACUACUGCACAGGAACCGCCCAAGCAUACUACCAAGGCUCCCCUUACGCCCAACAAGCCGAAACACACGGCUUCAUCGUCAUUUACCCCGAAAGCCCCUACGAAGGAACAUGCUGGGACGUCAGCUCUCAAGCAACGCUCACGCACAACGGCGGCGGAAACAGCAACUCCAUUGCCAACAUGGUAACCUGGACGACCAAGCAGUAUAACGCAGAUGCAAGCAAGGUGUUCGUAACGGGCACUAGCUCUGGCGCCAUGAUGACCAAUGUAAUGGCAGCAACAUACCCCGAGCUCUUCGCCGCCGGAAUCGCCUACGCCGGCGUCCCAGCCGGCUGCUUCCUCUCAACAGCCGACCAACCCGACGCCUGGAACUCGACCUGUUCUCAGGGCCAAUCUAUCACGACCCCCGAGCACUGGGCUAGUAUUGCCGAAGCCAUGUACCCCGGUUACAGUGGCUCGCGGCCCAAGAUGCAGAUCUACCACGGUAGUGUUGAUGCCACCUUGUACCCCCAGAACUACAAUGAGACGUGUAAGCAAUGGGCAGGCGUCUUCGGGUAUGACUAUGAUGCUCCCGAAUCGACUGAACCGAAUACACCGGAGGCGAACUGGAGCAGGACCACUUGGGGACCGAAUGUUCAGGGGAUUUUAGCGGGAGGUGUUGGACAUAAUAUACAGAUUCAUGGGGAUGAGGAUAUGAAAUGGUUUGGGUUUACGAGUUAG
Aspergillus pseudotamarii is the source of this 924-nucleotide messenger RNA. Its product is annotated as alpha/beta hydrolase family esterase. Gene Ontology annotation, molecular function: hydrolase activity. Gene Ontology annotation, cellular component: extracellular region. The transcript has 3 exons. NCBI's taxonomy places the organism in Eukaryota, Fungi, Ascomycota, Eurotiomycetes, Eurotiales, Aspergillaceae. Bases 1 to 924 code for a protein of 307 amino acids. The record is from RefSeq and is a predicted model, not a curated record.